Podarcis muralis (Common wall lizard) is the source of this 451-nucleotide messenger RNA. NCBI's taxonomy places the organism in Eukaryota, Metazoa, Chordata, Lepidosauria, Squamata, Lacertidae. The record is from RefSeq and is a predicted model, not a curated record.
UUGAAGGACCAUGGCUACACAGAUGAAUUGAUGGACUACGUGACACCCCAUAUCGUGGUGCAGGAUUGGUCCGAUGUCCUCUACCCGAAUCCUCGUUACAACUACAGACUGACCGUGAAGCUGCUGGCUGCAGAUUUUAAAGCCCUCUAUACCUGCUAUAUCUCGAAUGGGGAGGUAAUCAAGGACGGCACAAGGAACUGGAAAAAGACUGUGUACAUCUUCCGCAACUACCCCAGCGGAGUCCGCCACAUCCAUUUUGAGCACGGCGUGGACUAUGGAAAGCUUGCCAACAGCAGCAUCAUCGUGGGCCCGAACUUCCCAUAGAAGAAGAAGAAAACACCCUGAAGAGAAAGAAAGGGUUGUUCAGCUGCUUGAACCCACCUCACCUGGGGUUCUCUCAGUGUCCCUACGGAUCUGGGAUGCUGGUUGUGGUCCCUGCUUAAGAAGCCUA